Messenger RNA from Micromonas commoda, 882 nucleotides. RefSeq lists its product with no specific name. The record is from RefSeq and is a predicted model, not a curated record. NCBI's taxonomy places the organism in Eukaryota, Viridiplantae, Chlorophyta, Mamiellophyceae, Mamiellales, Mamiellaceae. Gene Ontology annotation, molecular function: protein binding. The transcript is spliced from 2 exons. Bases 1 to 882 code for a protein of 293 amino acids.
AUGGACUUUCAUUUCGCCAAAGCAGUUUUUCAGCUGAUUUCAGUGCGUGCGGGUGAGCCAUGUAACACAAAAUCGCCACCUUCAUCAUCAGGGUGCAGACGACGCCUCGCACUGUUCGUUGGCACACUUGCUCUUCGACGGAAAAGAAGCAAAUCAGGUGGGGAAGUGCUCACAGAGCGACGCGCGUCGAGGGACCGCACCGGUCGAGCAUUCCGGCACACCCCCGCCUUACCGCCCGUUCGACACACACCGGGAAGCGACAUGGGGUUCGGCAACGCCGAGGAGCUCCCCUACGUGGACGGCACCGACCCGAUCUACCGCGCAGCCGAGAACGGCGAUGCGCUGAAGCUGAAGCGCGCGUUGGCGGGCAUCGCGUCGAAGCGCGACAGGUGGGCGGCGGCUAACGUGCGCAACGAGGACGCGGGAGACAAGUCCCCGCUGCACAUCGCCGCGAGCCGCGGGUACAUGUUGAUGGCGACCGACCUCCUGGACGCCGGCGCCGAGCUCCUGCCCGACGAGAAGGGAAGGACCCCGCUGCAUCUCGCCGCGGCAAACGACGACAAGGACAUGGUCACGCUGCUGUUGAAACGCACAAAGGACAAGUUCAAGGCGAAGACGCAGUUCUGCGAGGGGUAUUCGAGGCCCGCGGCGCCGGUGCACCUGUGCAAGCGGCCGGACAUUCGCAAGAUGCUCAUCUUCAAGGGUUGCGGCGACGAGGACGGAGGCAAGGCCCGGGUCGUGUUGGGCGAAGCGAUGGAGUUCAAGCUGUCCACGCCGGUGAAGGCGUUCAUCGGCCUGUUCGGGACGGCGACGAUUUUGUUCGUACGAUCGAGGAUCCAGAUCGCGCAGGGGUACCAGCGCCCGACGCGAUACGUGAGGUGA